Sorghum bicolor (sorghum) is the source of this 886-nucleotide messenger RNA. RefSeq names its product protein EMBRYO SAC DEVELOPMENT ARREST 3, chloroplastic. The record is from RefSeq and is a predicted model, not a curated record. The coding region runs from base 106 to 699 and encodes 197 amino acids. NCBI's taxonomy places the organism in Eukaryota, Viridiplantae, Streptophyta, Magnoliopsida, Poales, Poaceae. The transcript has 5 exons.
GGACUGGACCCGGAUAUUUUUCGCCUUCCCCCUCCUCCCUCCCUAUCUCCAACACCGCAGCCGCUCGCGUCCCCUCCUCUUCUGGUCCUCGAGCGAGCAGUGCCAAUGGCGGGCGCUGGUUGCCAUUCGCUCCUCUCGCCGGCCUCACCACUCUCGCCUGCGCUCUUCUCGCGACACCGAGCGGCCGCCGUCGGCGGAGCAGCCUGCCGGGCGGGUAAUAAAGUGCAAUCGCAGAUCAGGUGUCUUGCCAAGGAUGAGGAUUCAAAGGGAUGCGCAGACAUGUCCAAGGGCAAGACUGAUGAAGAAACUACACCCUCAUCAAGACGAAAAUGCCUUGUCUGUCUUGGUGCUGUUACCUUAAUUAGUGCAACAGGACCAACACUUUGUACACCAAACGGACUCGCUGCAGAUAUGAACAAGCCUGGGAUACAGAAAGCUGUUUGCAGGAACUGUAAUGGUAGCGGUGCUGUCAUAUGUGACAUGUGUGGUGGCACAGGAAAAUGGAAGGCCCUCAAUCGAAAGAGGGCAAAAGAUGUUUAUGAAUUCACAGAGUGCCCAAAUUGCUACGGCCGUGGGAAGUUGGUAUGCCCUGUCUGUCUUGGAACUGGCCUGCCAAACAAUAAGGGACUCCUACGACGCCCAGAAGCCAAGCAGCUGCUUGACAAGAUGUACAACGGCAAGAUACUGCCAAGGUCGUAGCUCACUCUUCAGUCUUCACCACGCCAAGGAUUUUGUUUGUAAGUAGGAAUGACAUUUGAUGAUUUGAAUCAACGUAGCCCAAGUAGAGUGUAAAAUUUUUGUUAGCCGUUCAACAAAGAUUAUAUACACACAUAUGUAUGUUUGUAAUGACCUUUUCUAAUCUAUAUAUACCAGAAAGUCAAAGCAA